AUGGUCGAAAACACGGAGAACGAAUCAAAUUGUGAUAUGUCCGGAACGUGGAGAACGAUAGAAUCCGAUGAAGUUGUAUUAAGAAGUGAAGAGGAGAAGAAAGCGAAACAUCUAUGGAAGAGGUCCAAGGAACAAAGAGACAGAGUCAGUUACCAAAUGCAAUGGGCUCAAGUGUUAGAAGAAAUAUCGUGGAAGUUGGCUUCUAUGGAGACGUCAGGAGGGUCAGAGAGUUCUGGAGGAGAAGACUCAGAGGCUCGGCGGUCACGAAGAGGCCACGUUCUUGCGGAACUUCUACAGACUGAAAGAAUCUACGUACAAGAAAUGGGCUCAAUUCUCACUGGAUACAAAGAUGAAAUUGAAAAAGCGGAAAACCAACACGCCCUGCCACCAGGACUAGCAGGACAGGCAGAUGUUCUGUUUGGAAACCUUCACGAACUCUUCACAUUCCAUCAAGAAAUAUUUCUUAAGGAUUUAGAGAAAUCAAUCUCAGCGACAGAACUUGUUGCGCUCUGUUUUGUUGAAAAGAGAGAAACAUUCUUUCGCCUAUACAGUUAUUAUUGCCAAAACAUACCUCGUUCAGAAAGGCUUCGAGAGACACUGGUGGACACACAUCUAUUUCUUCAGGCUUGCCAACAACGUCUCGGUCACAAGCUGCCCCUAGCUGCUUAUUUGCUCAAACCAGUGCAAAGGAUUACUAAAUAUCAGCUUUUACUAAAGGAUCUCCUCCGGUAUAGCGAUUGUGGGACAAUGAGUGCUGGUCUCCAACAGGCAUUGGACUGUAUGUUGGUGGUCCUCAAAUGCGUGAAUGACUCCAUGCACCAGAUCGCUAUAACUGGCGUACCGGUUGAUCUCAAUCAACAAGGCGAACUUCUACUACAAGGGUCCUUCCUCGUAUCUUCUGAGACCAAACGCGAUCUCCGACUGCGUAUACGUCCGCGGCGCAGACAUAUUUUCCUUUACGAAAAAGCCAUGCUCUUCUGCAAACCAGCCGCUAAGAACAGCCACAAUAAGGCCACUUACCACUUCAAGCAUGACUUGCAGAUGUCCCAAAUCGGUCUUACCGAGUCCGUAAAGGGUGAUGUGCGUAAGUUCGAAGUAUGGCGUCAAGGCAGGGCCGAAGUGCAUACGAUAAGUGCGCCCACAGCUGAAAUCAAAAGAGCGUGGGUUGAGAGGAUCAAAAGGGUUCUACUUGACCAGCUCAAGGAACUCAAGGGAGAACGGGUCAGACAAUACGCACAGAAUCAUAGGACACUAAUUCAAACCAGCUCCUGGGAUCUGGGUCCCCAAAAGGAGCGACCACAGCCACCCUCGAAUCCCUCUCGAACGGGUUCUUGUGAUAAUCACGAUGAGCCCUGCUGGUCCACAGAUCCGUCGGAGGACGAAGAAGACGAACCCGAGCACGCACCGGCGGUGGGUUGCGCGCUCAUGGCCCUGUCGGACUACACCGCGGUGGGCGCCAGUGAGGUAUCUCUUCGGGAAGGGCAACACGCAGAGCUACUAAAGGUGGGCUGCGCGGGAUGGUGGUACGUGCGACUUGCAGGUGGUCAAGGUGAAGGCUGGGCGCCGGCGGCUUAUCUUGACCAGCGUAAGACUUCGCGCUCGUCGAGUCGAUCUCACGACCGACUGCACGACCACUAA
This is a messenger RNA of Pieris macdunnoughi, 1638 nucleotides long. The record is from the annotation of a GenBank genome assembly. Lineage: Eukaryota; Metazoa; Arthropoda; Insecta; Lepidoptera; Pieridae.